Molecule: messenger RNA, 1523 nt
Organism: Harmonia axyridis
Lineage: Eukaryota; Metazoa; Arthropoda; Insecta; Coleoptera; Coccinellidae
Gene: PIG-U
Product: phosphatidylinositol glycan anchor biosynthesis class U protein
Exons: 1
Coding region: 125-1477 (450 amino acids)
Biological process (GO): protein localization to cell surface; attachment of GPI anchor to protein
Cellular component (GO): GPI-anchor transamidase complex; membrane
Source: RefSeq, a predicted model, not a curated record
ACCUCUCUAUUCUGUGUCCUCAGCAUAAUUUGACAUGUCAAAUCUUCUACAUUUAGUAACCUGAAAAAAAGAAAAAUGGAUAUAAAUAACACAUAACUUGAAUAAUUGUUCUUGAAAUCAAUAAAUGAAAAUGGAACAAACGACAGAAAAAAAUUCUCGAAACUUUAAUACACCUUGGAUAAAAUGUAUAUAUGGUCGUUUAGCUUUCCUCUGUAUAUCUGCUGCAAUUAUUAGAUAUUGGAUAAUAUUCUUUUCAAAUUAUCAGAAUAUAAUAGCCAAUCACCUAGAAGUAUCUACACCUCUUAAUGCUUGGAAAAGAGUGAAAGAAGGUUUAUAUCUACAAUCAAUUGGAAUUAACCCUUAUGAGGGAGAUGCACUUCAUGAAGCACCAACUUCAUUGUACUUUUACAGAUAUUUGACAGAGAACAUAAGCCUUUCUACAGGAAUAAUAUUCAUUAUAUUUGAUAUUAUCACUGCCAUUGUUCUCUUUCUUGCCACACGCCAAUACAUGUUUAUGGUUUAUGUGGAAAGAGAAGUAAAUAAGAAGAAAUAUGCCAAAGACACUGAGGAAUAUCUCUAUACCAAUAUGGACCUGAGGAGAGCUCCAAUUUAUGUAGCUGCAACAUUUUUAUUCAAUCCAUAUACUAUUUUCAAUUGUGUAGGAUUUGCAACAACAACUAUAUUUAAUUGCUUUCUAUCUUUAUUUCUAUACUUUUUGCUCAGCAGAAAGGCUUAUUGGAGUAGUUUUUUUCUCUCAAUAUGUUCAACUGUAUCGAUUUACAGUGUAGUACUAGUAGUGCCAAUGUGGUUGCAAUUUUAUAAGCAAUUCAAUGGAAAACUCAGGGCUGUUUUGAGUAUUCUAUACUUCACUUUGAAUUUAAUUUUACUAUUGUAUAUUGCAUUCAUUUUAGAAAGGUCUGGUACAUUCCUCCAUAGUGUAUAUGGCUUUACCUUAACAGUAUCCGAUUUAAAACCAAAUAUAGGUUUAUUUUGGUAUUUCUUCACUGAAAUGUUUGAUCAUUUCCGAGAACUGUUCAUUUAUUCUUUCCAGAUUAAUGCAACAAUUUUGUAUCUCAUUCCAUUAGCUCUCAAAUUUCGAAAUGAUGUUUUCUUACUUAUCACUGCUUUACUUUACAUCUUGACAAUUUUUAAGUCGUAUCCAUGUGUCGGAGAUGUAGGUUUAGUAAUUGGUUUAUUGCCAUGUUUCAAACAUUUGUUUAAUUAUUCACAACAACAGUUUCUGAUCCUUGUAAUUUAUCUGGUAACUUUCUGUUUAGGGCCUAUAGUUUGGCAUCUUUGGAUAUAUUCCAAUUCAGCUAAUGCUAAUUUCUAUUUUGGCGUUACUUUAGCUUUUGCAGUUGCUCAGAUAUUUCUUGUAACAGAUAUCCUAUUUGUUUACAUUAAAAGAGAAUUUUCCUUAUAUUUUGGAAAAAAAAGAAAAAUUAAAGGAAAAGACGCCAUUUUAGUGUUAGAAUAGAAAAUCAUUUUGUAUUUGGAAACGUCUCAAUAAAAUGUUUGUAGAU